GACGUAUGUAUAUAUGUAUAUAUUACUUGUCCUGUACAUGUACUAUAUAGCUAGCUUGUGAGAAUCAAUUUCAAUUUUGCAACUCUCAUGGAGCUCAAGCCCAUCUUUGUCUUAUUUCUCCUCCUCAUCUUACCUGCUUACAUCGCAAGAGGUGGAUCGGAUGUUGCGGAUUCUGAAGAAAUAGAAGAGAUCGAUUACAGAGGACCAGAGACUCAUUCAUCAACACCUCCACCGAUUCAUCAUUCUCAUGGCAAUAAUCAACCUUUGAUUCACGGACAAACCCAUGCAGCACAUCCCAUCUACGCCAAGAGUAGUCUAAGGGGUGCCAAAACCAUGACAAACGGCAAGAAGGUGAAUGGAUGAGGAAGCUGCUGUGUGUUUGGUGGCUGCGUGUGAGAGGAGUAAUUAAAAUGAUGAUUACUAUUUUAGUUCAUAAUCUCAAUUAGGAGCUAGAAGAAGUUAUAUACCAUGAAAAUUUGUAUUCUUAUUAUUUCUAGAUUUCUUAUAUUUUUCAUUUUGUUCUUGAUGAGAUUGUGUGAUUCUAUUUUUUUUUUAAAGAUUUUUGAGUAAAUGUAAUUGGCAAAA
Molecule: messenger RNA, 585 nt
Organism: Tripterygium wilfordii
Lineage: Eukaryota; Viridiplantae; Streptophyta; Magnoliopsida; Celastrales; Celastraceae
Exons: 3
Coding region: 88-363 (91 amino acids)
Source: RefSeq, a predicted model, not a curated record